Cololabis saira (Pacific saury) is the source of this 545-nucleotide messenger RNA. RefSeq names its product barrier-to-autointegration factor-like protein. The record is from RefSeq and is a predicted model, not a curated record. NCBI's taxonomy places the organism in Eukaryota, Metazoa, Chordata, Actinopteri, Beloniformes, Belonidae. Gene Ontology annotation, molecular function: DNA binding. The coding region runs from base 76 to 348 and encodes 90 amino acids. The transcript is spliced from 2 exons.
CGGCAUCUUAUUUGACAGCAGGUUGUUGUUUGAUAGCGACAGAUAAAACACGCUGAACCUGUUUCCUGCAGCGGGAUGGCAGACACUACUGAGGAAUACCGGGACUUUGUGGCCGAGCCGAUGGAGGACAAGCCGGUGACGGCCCUGCCAGGGAUCGGGGAGGAGCUGGGCAAGAAACUGAGGACCCGGGGCUUCACCAGGGCCUCCGCGGUUCUGGGUCACUACCUGCAGAUGAGGGGAGAGCUGGACAGGUUCAAGGACUGGCUGAAGAACGCCAUCCACGCCGACAACCACCAGGCCGACCUCUGCACUCGGGCCCUGGAGGAGUGGUGCAAAAACCACAUCUGAGCCCCCCCUGCUGUGCUUCUGGGACCCGGGAUCUGGUGGUGGUUCCAGGAUAUGGUCGUGGUUCCGGGAUCUGGUCGUGGUUCCGGGAUCUGGUGGUGGUUCCAGGAUCUGGUCGUGGUUCCAGGAUCUGGUGGUGGUUCCAGGAUCUGGUCGUGGUUCCGGGGAGUUUUCAGAGCCUCCUGCAAGACGCCUGUGAU